UCCAGUUCCACGUUUCACCGCCUCCCCUAUAUUGCCUAGUGCAGGAUGGGCUAAUGGGAAAAGAAACAUUAUGGCUGCCAGUCUGUCUGUGACUCAGCUUUCAAGUGGAAAUCCUGUCUAUGAGAAAUACUAUCGGCAGGUGGACCUGUCCAACACUGGCCGAGUCGGGGCGUCUGAUGCAGCCUUGUUCCUGAAGAAGUCUGGCCUGGCAGACCUGGUCCUGGGGAAGAUAUGGGAUUUGGCAGACGCAGAACAGAAGGGGUUUUUGAACAAACGGGAGUUUUUCAUUGCUCUGCGGCUGGUUGCCUGUGCUCAGAAUGGACUUGAUGUGUCCCUCAGCAGCCUCCACCUGGCCGUCGUGCCACCCAAAUUUCACGACACAAGCAGCCCGCAGCUGGUUGCUGGAGCAGUGCCUAGCGAUGUUCCCUGGGCUGUCAGGCCGGAGGAGAAAGUGAAGUUUGAUGCCAUCUUCGAGAGCCUGUCCCCACUGAACGGCAUGCUGUCAGGGGAUAAAGUGAAACCAGUGCUGCUGAAUUCCAAACUGCCCGUGGAUGUUUUAGGACGGGUUUGGGAACUGAGCGACAUCGACAGAGAUGGAAUGCUGGACAGAGACGAAUUCGCAGUGGCCAUGUACCUGGUGUACCGUGCCCUGGAGAAGGAGCCUGUGCCAAUGUCCCUGCCUGCCCCGCUGGUGCCGCCCUCCAAAAGGAAGAAAUCUGCCCUGCCCAUCGUGGUGCCCCUGCUGCCCUCACCUCCCUCUGCCAAGGAGCUCCGCCAGUCCCUGCCAGCAGGGGGCAUGCUGCCCUCCAAAUCCCCGCCAGUGCCGAUAGCAGUGAAGUGGGUGGUGUCCCCAGCUGACAGAGUCAAGUAUGACGAGGUAUUCCUGAAAACAGACAAGGACCAGGAUGGGCUGGUCUCGGGGCCGGAGGUGCGAGACAUCUUCCUGAAGACCGGCCUGCCCGCCAGCACCCUCGCUGGCAUCUGGGAGCUCUGUGACACGAAGGACUGUGGGAAGCUCUCCAAGGAGCAGUUUGCUCUGGCUCUACACCUGAUCAACCAGAAGCUGACGAAAGGGGUGGAGCCACCCCAGACUCUGACUGGAGACAUGAUCCCGCCCUCGGAGAGACUGACACCCCACCAGAGCAGUACUCCCAGCAGCUUGGUGGCAGACUUCUCCGCGAUCAAGGAACUGGACUCCCUGAGCAAUGAGAUUAUGGAUCUGCAGAGAGAGAAGACGACUGUGGAACAAGACAUCAAGGAAAAUGAGGACAGCAUCAAACAGAGAACCUGCGAGGUCCAGGAGCUGCAGGAUGAGGUGGCGCGGGAGAGCGAGGAGCUCCAGAGGCUGCAGGCUCAGCGGCAGGAGAUCCAGGAGGUCCUGGGGGAGCUAGACCAGCAGAAGGCAUCCCUGGAGGAGCAGCUCGGCCUCAUCCGCCAGCAGAGCAGCCAGGAGAGCCAGCUGAUCUCGUCCCUGCAGGCAGAGCUGUCCAGCCAGCAGUCUCAGAUGUCGGGGUACGAGGAGGAGCUGGAGCGAGCCCGGGAGGAGCUCAGGAAGCUGCAGCUCGAGACGGCUCAGUUGGAGGAGAAGGUCGAGGCUGGCAAGGUCCAGCUGGAGCCACUGCAACAGGAGCUGCACAGCGCCCAGCAAGAGACUGCAGAGAUGCAGUGCAAGCUGUCUGAGCUGCAGGAGGCAGAGGAUGGCGUGAAGGGCCAGCUGACCUGGCGCAGUCACCUGCAACGCGGCAUGGUGAACGGCACGAGCGAGGCGGAGAGAGCCGAGACCCCCGAGCAGCAAGAGGACCCCGAAACAACCUCCAGCCCUCAGGAGGCCCAAGAGGAGCUCUACACAGACUGGGACACUACCAAGCAGGCAGACACUCCAGCGGAGAGAAGCAGCCCUGUAUCCUCCCCUGCAAACACAGUGAGUGAAAGAGAAGAAGUGACUGAAACAGCAAGUAUUCUCAAGAAGGAAUCCUUUGAUGUCCAGCCAAACCCACCGCCUCAGCAAGCCAGCCCCUCUGCAGAGAGCGGCCUGGAUUUCUUCCAGUCGGACCCCUUCACAGACGGUGACCCCUUCAAAGAUGAUCCAUUUGGGAAGGUGGAUGUUUCAGACCCCUUCGGUGGAGACCCUUUCAAAGGCACGGAUCCCUUUGCCUCAGACUCCUUCUUCAAGCAGCCAUCUGCAGACCCCUUCUCUGCGGGAGGGGACCCCUUCAGCAACACAACAGGAAGCGCAGCUCCUGCUGACUCCUUCGGUACUGCAGCCAGCAACACAAGGGAACCAGACCUCUUCAGCACUACAUCCGGCAACACAGGAGAACCAGACCUCUUCAACACAGGAGAACCAGACCUCUUCAACACAGGAGAACCAGACCUCUUCAAUACUGGGAAACCAGACCACUUCAACACAGGGGAACCAGACCUCUUCAAUACUGGGAAACCAGACCUCUUCAACACAGGGGAACCAGACCUCUUCAACACUGCAGCCGGCAACACUGGUGAACCAGACCUCUUCAGCACUGCAGCUGGCAGCGCCGGGCUCCCCACGACGGAUGUCUUGCAGUCCAAUGACCCGUUCGCGCCAGGCGGCAACGCUGUAUCUGCAGCUCCUGACACAGUAGCAGACCCCUUUGCCUCCUUCUUUGGGAAUGACUCAUUUGGGAGUGGAUUCGCUGACUUCAGCACACUGUCCAAGUCAAAUGGACCCGACCCUUUCAACACUAGCUCCGCCCCCGACGUCUUCAGUAAUAAGAAUGUAUUUGCGGAGGAGGUACCAAAGAGCCAGGACAUGCCCCCGGCCCUACCGCCCAAGACAGGAACGCCCACCAGACCCCCUCCUCCUCCCCCAGGUAAGAGAUCGUCCCUUUCCAGGUCUGAGUCUUCGGACUCGUACAAGCGGAGCGACCCGUUCCAGACGCAGGGUUUGGGGGACCCCUCUCAGCCCGAGUCCCAAGACGAGAAGCUCCGGGCCGCCUUCUCCACAUCGUCCCCCAGCAAGGCUCCUCCAGACCCGGCUAACUUCAGCAGCUUCAACAGUUACCCCACUGAGGAGGACUUGAUCGAAUGGGCGAAGCGCGAGAGUGAGCGGGAGGAGAAGGAGAGGCUUGCUCGGCUCACCCAGCAGGAAGAAGAAGACCUGGAGCUGGCCAUCGCCCUCAGCAAGUCUGAAAUCUCGGAGGCAUGAGGCAGCUGCCUUGCCUCUCUUUAAACACAUGUAUAUUCAAAAAGAAAAAAAAGACAGGAAGGCCUUGGCAGGAGACCGGUGCAAAAGAUUUUAAGAUGCUCUGAAUUUGUGGUGGAACAGAAAGCAGCCUCUGUUUGGUGUGCAACCUAUUGUAAAAGAUUUUUACUGGGGGUGAGGGGAGUCGGAUGUGGAAACAGUCCUCAUGGCCCGGGUUGGGAUUAGUUUGAGCACUGGGGUGGUCUCUUAUUUCCUGGGGAUAAUGUUGGCUGUAGGUAGGAUUCAUAUCCUUUCCCACUUUGAUGACUGUCAGGGGUCUUCAGAGUAGGAAUGCCUUAUUUAUUUUUGCAAGGGUUUGGGGAUUGCGGCAUUCCAGUUUUUAGCUGAUCGUGCCAGUUGCUGUGAAUGAUUAAGGCAGCCAGAGGAGGGCACUUCAGAUCUUUUGCACCUUGUUUUUUCUUUUGGCAAAACCAGAACAGGUGAACAAGCCAACCUUCCACAUUAUCUCCGUGGUAUCGAAGCUCAGAGCAUUGUCAAACUCCAUAAAACUAUAGUAGAUCUAAAUAAAGUACAGUUAUAUGAGGAAAGUUUGUCAGCCAUACUGACUGCAUCAUGUAUAUAUAAAGAUAUGUUUAAUGCCACGUAUGGGGUAACUUACACAUUUAAGCUAGAAAUCCCCUUCGGCCAGAUAACAGGACGGGGAUCUAGGGCUCCGGUCUAACUAGAGAUUAACACUUGUCACUUUAUAAUUUGAUAACCUGGUGCUCAGUACCCCCUGUUUUAUAGCCUCUGGAUGUGCUUGGAACAGCAGAGUUUAAGUGCAUAGAGACACGGUUGUAUCCUGCUAAAUCCUUAAGGAGAAGACAUAAAAAAAACCUUCAAGGUUGAGUGCAAUGUUAUUAAAUAGAGCCUUAGAACUGUGUCAUCCGUCUUUUGCACUUAAACUGGGUUUAGCUAUUGGUUGGCAUUUAUUACAGAGCAUGACUAGAACAAUGUAAUUAUGUUGUGGGGAUGAAAUUUUGCCUUUUAAUUAAUAUGCUGUUAGAAGUGGAAUUACACCACUAAUAUUAAAACAAAAAAUAUUAUAAUCCCACCACUGCCACCAUGUAGCUUUUAUUUAACAUCAGAUUCAUUGUGUAUUGAUGGAUCGGAAUCUCAAUUUGCAGUUUCUCCUUCCAAGGUGCUUACUCUGCUGCUUAUACACAAACUAGAUCACUGUAGGGGCCACAAUAUAUUUGGUGCAAAAGAGCAUUUGUUGCAUAAACGAGUCUCCCAUUUUCCAUUGGCCUAUUGCUGUGCUGAGCAUGCUGUAGGCACAGAAGUCUGUUUCAAAUAGCUGUGGAAGUUGACCUAUUUUUUUUUUUUUUAAUCAUUUGUGCACAGUAGGGUUUGUCAUCCAUAAGUUUGCACAGUCAGUAUUGCCCAGGAGAAAAGUAAAGGGACCUGGAGUGUGGCUAAUUCUGCACCCCAAUCCAUUGCAGCCUCUGAACAGGUGCCCCCACUAUAUAAACCACUACAAAAGAUGCUCAAUUUAAACAAAGCAGGUAGAAGUGUCCUUGUUUCAAGGCUUGCUGUCCACAGACCUCCAAUAGUGUAUGCUGCUGAUUUUUCCUCCCAUCUUUUGAAUAGAACUAAACCACUAGCCUGCAUUUCACUACAUAACCCCCCCAACAUUCACUAGGAUGGAGGAGUGCCACGCAAGAGUUUACUUACAAACCUGAGGCCUUGGCUGCCUUUAGAUUUAGUUUUAAUUCUAGGUACAGUAACUCCUCCAUCGAUCAUAGUAGAGCUCAUAUUGUUUCUGUUUGAGGUUCGGACCAAUAGCCUGCAAAGAUUACAGUUUCCGUGGGAAUUUAUUGCAGCAGCGUCAUUUUCUAAACAGGUUUUUUCUUUUUUUUUUUUGUAACCUGCAACAAGGUGGCCUGUUGUCAUGAAGGUUUGCUACCUGAAGAAAUUUCCAGUGAAACCAGCCUCUUUGUUGACUAGUUUUACAGAGCCUCAAUGUACAAAUACCCAUCAGAUUUUAAAAUAAUAAUACGAAGGUAAGGCAACCACCAUUCGAAUGACAGAGCCACUGUUCACUGACUCUUAAGGUAUUCUUGGCCAACAAUUCCCACUAAAAUAAGAAUGAGGUCAUUAAUGUUUGUGCACAGUGCUGUCCAUGCUGUCACACAGUUCUGGCUAUAGGAACACCCCCCUUGAAUUCUCAAUCCCUCCAAAUCUUUGCUGUGUCCAUCAAGACUUCUACUAAUUGUAUAUAUUAGAGCCAUGGCUGCUUCUCCGUGUAAAAGAACUCCAGCUCAUCUCAUUGUAUUAAAGACACUCCUGUUCCUAUUACUGAUGUGAAUUGUAUAGGUGCCUGUCGCAUAUAAAACCACUGAUGUAUGUUAACAGCCUACCUAUAUAUGCUUUUUAAAUUGGCUAAUUUUAUUUUUUAUAUUUUAACUUGUUCUGAUAUAUAUUUUUUUCAUAUUUUUUUGUUCAUGGAAAAUCCUUAAAUUGUCUAAAUCAUUUCCUAACUAUAACCUGUAAUUAAAAUAAUAAUAAAUAUAAAUUCUGUUCAAGUAA
Molecule: messenger RNA, 5749 nt
Organism: Acipenser ruthenus (sterlet)
Lineage: Eukaryota; Metazoa; Chordata; Actinopteri; Acipenseriformes; Acipenseridae
Product: epidermal growth factor receptor substrate 15-like
Exons: 25
Coding region: 71-3184 (1037 amino acids)
Biological process (GO): endosomal transport; endocytosis
Cellular component (GO): cytoplasm; plasma membrane; clathrin coat of coated pit
Molecular function (GO): calcium ion binding; cadherin binding
Source: RefSeq, a predicted model, not a curated record